Molecule: messenger RNA, 2583 nt
Organism: Gossypium raimondii (Peruvian cotton)
Lineage: Eukaryota; Viridiplantae; Streptophyta; Magnoliopsida; Malvales; Malvaceae
Product: protein RDM16
Exons: 6
Coding region: 86-2374 (762 amino acids)
Biological process (GO): mRNA splicing, via spliceosome
Cellular component (GO): U4/U6 x U5 tri-snRNP complex
Source: RefSeq, a predicted model, not a curated record
AGAGAAGGGAAAUAGAAAUAAAACCUGAGACGAGAGCGAGAUAAGGAGAGCCAAAACCCUUGCCGAAAAUUACUAACCCUAGAGAAUGGACAAAGAUAAACACGCAACCAAACGCUCCCGAGACCGCGACGGCCGGCAUCACCGUGACUCCGAUCACCACCACGACAGCCGCGAUUCCCACCGGCGAUCGGAUCAUAGAUCUUCCACAUCGCGCCGUGACGAGCGCGAGAGAUCUUUUGAGAGGGAAGGAUCGAGAGAUAGGAGGCAUCGCGAGGGUUCCUAUGAAGAAGUUGAAGCGAAGAGGAAGAGGAAAGAGAGGGAAGAGAGUGAGGAGAGGGGGGAGAAGAGGAGUAAACUUGGAGAAGAAAAUAGAAGAGAAAAGAGAGAGAGGAGGAGAUUUGGGGAUAAGGCUAAAGAAGAUGAUGAAAUUGAGUUCUCCAAUGGCGCCAAUGGUGGUGAUCCAGUUCAAAAUGGUGCUGCUCAGGCAUCAUUACCGAAGACUGGUCACCCCCUUCCUACCAAGGUAUCUUCGAUUUCUACUGCUGAAAAUAAAGCAUAUAGUGUUACCGGAUCUCAUGAGGUUACUGGAUCUAGUACAGAUGGCUCUUCUUCUACUGGGAAAAGUGGUGCAAACCUCUCUCUUGAUGCCUUAGCCAAAGCGAAAAAGGCUUUACAAAUGCAGAAAGAAUUAGCUGAGAAACUGAAGAAGAUACCCUCAUUGAACAAAGGCCCUAGCUCGAGUUCAGUAGUGACUACUGGAGCAGUUCAACGACCAGUCUCAACUGUGGCUACAUCUGUUGCCACUGGACCAUCAAGCUCAUCAGUUCCCCCUGCCUCUGCAGCAGUAGCUUCUGUGAAGCCACCUACUACUGGCAUGCCUGCUGUUCCGGGCCUUGAGUCAAUACCCAAUUUAGAAGCUGUUAAACGUGCUCAAGAGCUGGCUGCUAAGAUGGGAUUCCGCCAGGACCCUCAGUUUGCUCCUCUAAUAAACUUGUUUCCCGGACAGGUGCAAGUAGAUGUUCCAGUUGCGCAGAAACCUACGAAGGCACCUCUUCUCCGUGUUGAUGCACUCGGUAGAGAAAUUGAUGAGCACGGUAAUAUCAUAAAUGUGACUAAACCAAGUAAUCUUAGCACCCUCAAGGUCAACAUUAACAAGCAAAAGAAAGAUGCAUUCCAGAUCCUUAAACCUGAACUGGAGGUGGAUCCAGAAUCAAAUCCACAUUUUGAUGCACGGAUGGGAAUCGAUAAGAACAAGCUUCUUAGACCAAAAAGGAUGACUUUUCAGUUUGUAGAGGAAGGGAAAUGGUCAAAAGAUGCAGAGGUCAUCAAAUUGAAGAGUCAAUUUGGAGAAGCAAAAGCGAAAGAGCUAAAAGCAAAGCAAGCACAAUUGGCAAAGGCAAAGGCUGAUAUAAAUCCAAAUUUAAUUGAGGUGUCGGAAAGAAUUAUAACAAAGGAGAAACCAAAAGACCCAAUUCCUGAAAUAGAGUGGUGGGAUUUACCUAUUCUGGUUUCGGGUUCCUACGAUGAUAUCCCUGAUGGUGUGCUUUGUGAAGAUAAACUGAAGAAGGAGAAAAUCACAAUAUAUGUUGAACAUCCUCGUCCGAUUGAGCCUCCUGCUGAGCCAGCUCCCCCACCACCUCAGCCCCUGAAGCUAACCAAGAAGGAGCAGAAGAAACUUCGGACUCAGCGACGUCUGGCCCGGGAGAAGGAUAAACAGGAGAUGAUUAGACAAGGCUUGAUAGAACCUCCAAAGCCAAAAGUUAAGUUGAGCAAUUUAAUGAAAGUUUUAGGCUCCGAAGCUACCCAAGAUCCUACUAAGCUUGAAAUGGAAAUCCGAAGUGCUGCUGCUGAGCGGGAGCAAGCUCAUGUCGACAGGAACAUUGCUCGCAAGCUUACUCCUGCUGAGCGCCGUGAAAAGAAAGAGAGAAAGCUUUUUGAUGAUCCAAAUACGGUGGAGACUAUUGUUUCGGUUUACAGGAUCAAUGACCUCUCUGAUCCCAAGACCCGCUUCAAAGUCGAUGUUAAUGCCCAAGAAAACCGGUUGACUGGUUGUGCUGUGAUUUCCGAGGGCAUUACUGUUGUAGUAGUGGAAGGUGGAAGCAAAUCCAUUAAGAGGUAUGGGAAGCUUAUGCUUCGGCGAAUCAACUGGGCUGAAGCUGUAAAAGAUGACAAGGACGGAGAUGAAGAUGAAGACGAAGAGAAACCACCUAACAAGUGUGUGCUGGUUUGGCAAGGUAGCGUUGCGAAAUCAAGUUUCAACAGGUUCUCGGUUCACGAGUGCAUCACCGAAGCAGCCGCGAAAAAGGUAUUUGCUGAUGCAAGAGUUGCCCAUUACUGGGACCUUGCGGUUAAUUUCUCUGAGAAUGAUUUUUGAUUUAUUGAAAAGCUUCAAGGAAAACAGCUAGACUUAACUACUUCCUCCGAGCCUUUUGGUUCGGUUGUGUUCAUUGCGAAAUACUUUUUAUCGAGGUCUGUUUGUUGAAUGAUUGGAUUCAGCCCGAAUUUGAGCAUCGUAUUAUCAACAGCUGCUUAGACCAAAGUUCAAUCUGAAAUAUGAAUAAGAAAUUUCGCUUGAAUCCGAUA